UGCUCUAAACGCUUUUAUAUUUCUUUACGAAGAAGUACUAGUAAGUUUCUUGAAAAAAGCCUUUGAGAGCCAGCUUAUGCAUCGAACCCUACUUAGAUUCAAUUCAACGAAGGCAGACAAAAGCAGAAUUCAUGUCAGUCUAACACAUUACUCAAAUCCAGUCAAUUCAUGUCCAAAUCAAAUUCAAAGGUACUCCGUAUCAAUGCGGAAGUCCAAGGCUCACUGGCAAGGAGAUCCCCAUCGUUCGAGGUCAGUCUUAACCACGACGGUGGAAGUCAACUGGUGCAUGCAACACAUGCACCACGCUUAAUUACUACGCUCGCUCCACCCUCUAUGCUAGCGCGUUUCUACUCCGGCACAGCAUCUCAGCCAGCGACAUGGCGAGACCGGCGUACGCGCACCUCCUCUGCACCACCGUCGCGCUCCUCCUCCUGCUGGCGGUCACCGUGCCGCCGGCGACCGCGGCAGCCACGCAGGGCGGCGCCCUUCUGGCAUGGCAGGCCAGCCUCGGCCACCCAGCCGCGCUGUCCAGCUGGACUCUGGCCACGCCGGUCUGCUCCUCCUGGCUCGGAGUGGCCUGCGACGCCGCUGGCAGCAUCACGUCGCUCAAGCUCCGGGGGUUUGGAGUCGGACUCACCGGCAGGCUCGAUGCGCUCGAUGCCGCGGCGCUCCCGGCUCUGACCAUGCUCGACCUCAACAACAACAACCUCACCGGCUCCAUCCCGGCAAGCUUCUCGCGGCUGCGCUCGCUCAACCUCGGCAGCAACAUGUUCAAUGGCUCCAUCCCGCCGCAGCUCGGUGACCUCUCCGGCCUCGUCGACCUCCGCCUCUACAACAACAACCUCGUCGGCGACAUCCCGCACCAGCUCAGCAGGCUCCCCAGGAUUGUGCACCUCGACCUGGGCAGCAACUACCUCACCAACCCGGACUACAGCAAGUUCUCGCCAAUGCCCACCGUCACCUUCCUGUCGCUCUACCUCAACUACCUCAAUGGCAGCUUCCCGGAGUUCAUCCUCAAGAGCAGCAACAUCACCUACCUGGACCUUUCACAGAACAUUCUCUCCGGCCCGAUACCGGACUCGCUUUCGGAGAGCCUCCCCAGCCUCAUGUACCUCAACCUGUCCGUCAAUGCCCUCUCGGGCCGGAUACCAGCGUCGCUGUCAAAGCUGGGUAAGCUCCAGGACUUGCGGGUUGGCAAUAACAAUCUGACUGGCGGAGUCCCCGAGUUCCUUGGGUCGAUGUCCGAGCUGAGAGCUCUCGAACUCCACAGCAACCAACUUGGUGGAUCGAUCCCGGCCAUUCUUGGCCAGCUCGAAAAGCUACAGCACCUUGACAUCGGGAACGCCGGAUUGGUUUCUAUUAUUCCACAGGAGUUGGGCAAUCUUGGCAAUGUCAAUUUCAUGGACCUGUCCAUGAACCAGCUCACAAGUGUUCUGCCACCAGGGUUGGCCGGGAUGCACCAAAUGUGUGAGUUCAACAUAGCGUCAAACAGACUCGUUGGUCGGAUUCCGCAGGUUUUGUUCACGGACUGGCCAAAGCUCAUAUCAUUCCAAGUGCAGAACAACUCAUUUUCAGGGAAGAUUCCACCGGAGCUCGGCAAGGCAACCAAGCUGAAAUUCUUGUACCUCUUCAGCAACAACCUUGUUGGCUCUAUCCCUGCAGAGCUGGGAGAGCUGGUGAGCCUAGAACAACUGGAUUUGUCGGUGAACUCUCUCACGGGACCGAUCCCCAGCUCGUUCGGCAACCUCAAGCAGCUCAUGAGGUUGGCGCUCUUCUUCAACCAGCUCACCGGCACGAUCCCUCUGGAGAUCGGCAACAUGACGGCGUUGCAAGUCUUGGACCUCAACACCAACAGUUUGGAAGGUGAGCUGCCCGGUACCAUCACAUCGCUCAGGAAUCUCCAAUACCUCGCCCUGUUUGACAACUACUUCAAUGGCACCAUACCGCCGGACCUUGGGAAGGGGCUAAGCUUAACCGAUGUGAGUUUCGCGAACAACAGUUUCUCCGGUGAGCUGCCGCAGAGACUGUGUGAUGGCUUAGCGCUGCAGAACUUCACGGCAAACCACAACAACUUCAGUGGCAGUCUGCCAUCAUGCCUCAAGAAUUGCACAGGGCUGUUCCAGGUGCGGCUGGAAGGCAACCAAUUCACCGGCGACAUCUCUGAGGUGUUCGGCGUCCAUCCCAGCUUGCACUACUUGGAUGUAUCAGGGAAUCAGCUGACUGGGAAGUUGUCGUCUGACUGGUCACAGUGCACCAGUGUUACAUACUUAUUUAUGAAUGAUAAUCAAAUAUCUGGCAAUGUUCAUGCAACCUUCAGCGGAUUGACCUCUCUCCAGUAUCUGAAUCUAUCAAAUAACCAGUUGGCAGGGAAAUUCCCGUCUGUCUGGUCACGGUGCCCCAGUCUUGCACUCUUAAAAAGGAAUGGUAAUCGAAUAUCUGGCAAUAUUCAUGAAACCUUCUGCGGAUUGACCUCUCUCCAGGAACUGGAUCUAUCAAAUAACCAGUUGACAGGGAAGUUCCCGUCUGACUGGUCACAGUGCACCAGUCUUACACUCUUAAAGAUGAACGGUAAUCGAAUAUCUGGCAAUAUUCAUGAAACCUUGUGCAGAUUGACCUCACUCCGGGUACUGGAUCUAUCAAAUAACCAAUUCACCGGGGAGCUCCCAAGUUGCUGGUGGGAGUUCAAACAUAUGAUUGCUAUGGAUUUGUCCAACAAUAGCUUUUCAGGUGAACUUCCUAUAUCAACGAGCUUGGGCCUUGAACUCCAGUCACUUCGUCUUGCUAACAAUAACUUUCUUGGAGUUUUUCCAUCCGUAAUUGAAACCUGUGGAUUUCUCAGCAUCCUAGAUCUUGGGAGCAACAUGUUCUUUGGUGAUAUCCCCUCGUGGGUCGAAACGAGUGUUCCAUUUCUAGCAGUUCUGAGCCUUCCAUCCAACAACUUCAGUGGUGUUGUUCCACCCGAAUUAUCACAACUUUCUUAUCUGCAAGUCCUGGACCUGUCCAGCAACUCCUUUUCAGGUGAGAUCCUCACGACCGUGGCAAACCAAAACUGCUCUCUCGAGUCGGUCCAUCUUGCCGGCAAUGGCUUUGCAGGCACCUUCCCGCGGUUCCUGCAAGGCUGCAACUCACUGGCCACCCUGGACAUCGGGAACAACCAGUUCUUUGGUGGUAUCCCUACAUGGAUCGGGAGCCAUCUUCCAUUAUUGCAAAUCCUUAGACUUAGGUCAAACAAUUUCACCGGAGAAAUCCCGCCAGAGUUUUCGAGGCUUUCACAUCUUCAGCUGCUCGAUAUGGCCAAUAAUAGCUUGACAGGAUCAAUUCCGGUAGCCUUUGGCAACUUUACAUCCAUGAGGCUUAAUCUUCCCCCAUGGGUCGAACCAAGUUGGAAUUUCCAACUGUCGGUCAACAUAUCCUGGAAGGGCUGUGAACAAACUUUCAAAGAUGGCAUCGGGUUAAUAACAGGUAUCGAUCUAUCAUGCAAUUUACUUGCAGAGAACAUACCGGAUGAGCUAACACACCUGAUAGGUCUCCGGUUUCUGAACUUGUCCAUAAAUGACCUUUCAGGCAGCAUUCCAGAAAGAAUCGGCAGUUUGGAGCUCUUGGAGUUCCUUGACCUCUCAUGCAAUGAACUUUCAGGUCUCAUUCCUCCCAGCAUUUCAGAUCUGCCGUCCCUCAGCAUGCUAAAUCUCUCAAACAACUGCUUGGAGGGCCACAUACCCACCGGGAAUCAGUUGCAGACACUUGCAGAUCCAUCAAUAUAUGGCAACAAUCAGGGACUCUGCGGCUUCCCGUUGAGCGUGUGUGAGCCCACGUUGGGCGAGGGAGCUGAAGGCCACACAAAGCUCAGAGACCUGGGGCUUUGUUACUCUGUGAUUCUUGGCACCGUUUUCGGCUUCUGGCUUUGGUUUGGAGCUCUGUUCUUUCUGGAGCAGUGGAAAUUUUGUUUUCUCCGUUUUGUUGACGGCUUAGAGAUGAAGAUAGUUGUCAGGCGCUAA
Messenger RNA from Triticum aestivum (bread wheat), 3995 nucleotides. RefSeq names its product LRR receptor-like serine/threonine-protein kinase GSO2. The record is from RefSeq and is a predicted model, not a curated record. Gene Ontology annotation, molecular function: protein binding. NCBI's taxonomy places the organism in Eukaryota, Viridiplantae, Streptophyta, Magnoliopsida, Poales, Poaceae. Bases 378 to 3995 code for a protein of 1205 amino acids. The transcript has a single exon.